AUGGUGUUUGACAACGUCUUUUAUUUCUCUUCAGGGGGUGAUUUAGAUGAGCUUAUAAAAAGUGUGCCAGGAACUGAACAUAUUAUACGGAGACGAGAUCUUGCAAGCUUUUGUCGUAGCGAUGACUUGUCUGAACCCAUUAUUGAUCUCCUCUUGAAUGAAGCUCGAACUGUUCCUCAAGCUCAAGGUUUCAUACUCAACACGUUCGAAGAGUUGGAUUCACUCAUACUACCACACAUGCGAAAACUUUGUCCAAAUAUUUAUCCCAUAGGCCCAUUGCACUCUCUCCACAAAGCUCGCCUUAGGGAGAAGACGACAUUGAUGUCCCCGAAAACAACUUUUUCGAACAGUGUCUGGAAGGAAGAUAGAACUUGCGUAUCGUGGCUCGAUAAACACGCUCCAAAAACCGUUCUUUACGUCAGCAUUGGAAGUCUAGCCACCAUUACAGUAAAUCAACUGCUAGAAAUAUGGCAUGGUGUGGUAAACAGUGGGAAACCUUUUUUAUGGGUGAGACGCCCAGGGUCAAUCACAGGUGGGUAUGAAGACUCUCAGAUCCCGACUGAAUUGCUUGAGCAUACAAAAGAAAUUGGGUGUAUCAUAGAUUGGUCGCCACAAGAACAUGUCCUCGGUCACCGUGCUGUUGGUGCAUUUUUAACACAUAGUGGGUGGAACUCGACUAUUGAGAGUAUAGCCGAGGGGGUUCCCAUGAUUUGUUGGCCUUACUUUUCCGACCAACAAGUGAAUAGUCGAUUUGUGGGAGAAGUAUGGAAGCUUGGAAUAGACAUCAAAGAUACUUGUGAUCGAUUAAUUAUUGAAAAGGCAGUGAAGGAUGUCAUGAAAACGGGAGGAAACAUGUUUAGACCGUGUGUUGACGGUUGGAAAAUUUUGGCGAAAGAGUCGGUAACUGAGAUGGGGUCGUCGUCUAUGAACUUUGAUCGUUUGAUCAAUGAUAUAAGGGUAAUGAGUUCGGCCACAAAGUUAUCAGGUUGA
Messenger RNA from Lactuca virosa, 990 nucleotides. The record is from the annotation of a GenBank genome assembly. Lineage: Eukaryota; Viridiplantae; Streptophyta; Magnoliopsida; Asterales; Asteraceae.